Cottoperca gobio is the source of this 1859-nucleotide messenger RNA. It is a transcript of the gene hhatlb, whose product is annotated as hedgehog acyltransferase like, b. Gene Ontology annotation, molecular function: acyltransferase activity. The record is from RefSeq and is a predicted model, not a curated record. Gene Ontology annotation, cellular component: endoplasmic reticulum. Bases 15 to 1631 code for a protein of 538 amino acids. Lineage: Eukaryota; Metazoa; Chordata; Actinopteri; Perciformes; Bovichtidae. Gene Ontology annotation, biological process: negative regulation of N-terminal protein palmitoylation. The transcript is spliced from 11 exons.
UCGUCUGUGUCACCAUGGGGAUCAAAUCUGCACUUCCCAAAUAUGAGAUCUACUUCUACAACACGGUGCUUUGUCUGGCCAUGUUCUGGGCCGGCAGCUGGAUCUCUGAGGUGUCCAGUUCCAGUGUAAACAGAAAGACUUUCAAACCCAGCGUGAAGCCAGGAUGGUACUACUUUGGGAGGAAAAGGGAUACGGCUGAUUUUGAGUGGGUGAUGUGGUUUUCCAGCUUCAGAGAGCACAUUCUGUUUGCUCUCUGUGGUCAUGUGCUGUUUGCUAAGAUCUGCACCAUGUUGGCUCCACAGCACAGGUCCCUGGUGUACAUGGUGUACGGGCUGCUGGCCGUGUGGACCAGUAUGGGCUGGACCUACGUCACCCUCAUCCUGUCCCACUGCAUCCUGCUCUACAGCAUCUCCUUAGUGAAGAUCCGCUGGCUUUGCUUCGUCACCGGCCUGUGUACCCUCGCUACAUUCAAGUGUGAACCUUUUGUGUCCUGGCAGGCGGGCUUUGUGGACGGGGACUUUGCGAUGCGUCACAUUCUCUUCUAUGGAGGUUGUGGGUUCACCAUCAUGCGCUGUAUGAGCUUUGCUCUGGAGAACUGCGAGAGGAAAGAAGGAAACUACAACAUCCUGGAGCUGCUCAAGUACAACUUCUACCUCCCCUUCUUCUAUUUCGGGCCCAUCAUGACCUUUGAUAAGUUUUAUGUUCAAGCCAACAAGUCAGACCUGACCAGGAAAGAGAGGGAGAUGUGGAACAUCAGUCUGCAGGGCCUGACCCACCUGGGAGCCAUCAUUGUAGUGGACGUCCUCUUCCAUUUCAUGUACAUCCUCACCAUCCCCACCGACCUGAAGCUGCUGAAGCAUGCCUCCGACUGGGCUCUAGUGGGCCUGGCUUACUUUAACCUGGUGUAUGACUGGGUCAAAGCAGCGGUCAUGUUUGGAGUCAUCAACACAGUGUCCAGACUGGAUCAUCUGGACCCUCCCAAGCCACCAAAAUGCAUCACUAUGCUCUACGUGUUUGCAGAAACCCAUUUUGACAGAGGGAUCAACGAGUGGCUGUGCAAGUACGUGUACGAUCACCUGGGAGGGAAACAUGACAACGUGGUGGAGGAGCUGGUGGCCACACUGUGCACCUUCGGCGUCACCAUCCUGUGGCUGGGACCCUGCGAGGUGGUGCUGCUCUGGGCUUUCUUUAACUGUUUCGGACUCAACUUUGAGUUGUGGGCCGCCAAGUUCUUCUCCAUGGAGCCUUUUGCUUCUUUAGAGAUGUCAAUGUCAGAAGCAACGUCCCGCCGGAUUAGAGGCGUCUUCAACUCUUUGAACUUCUGGAGCAUUGUGUUGUACAACAUCCUGGCCUUGAACAGUUUGGACUUUGCCAAGUUGGUCGCCAAGCGGCUGCUUCUCAAAGGCUUCCCUAUAACCACUAUCAUCGUCAUGUUUGUGACAUACUGCCUGAUUCAAGUGAUUAAGGAGAGAGAGAGGCAGCAGGCUCUCAUCGACGACCCCGAUCCUCUUCCUCCCGCUGCCCCUCCGAUCGCAGCCGCCCCCAGCCCCACCGCUGCUGCAGCUACACCCGCAGCUACACCCACUGCAGCUCAACUAGUCUCAGAUCCCAGCAAGGAAAAAGCAGAGUAGAUAUUUGAGGUUCACUUCAGCGAAGGACGUAAAGAGUAUUAUCGCCAGUCCAGAUUUUAAACCAUGAAUGGAUGCUGUAAAUAAGUUUACCAUCAUUUAACGGUUAAUUAAGGGAAAAAGAAAUAUAUAAAAAUAUAAUGAAAUAUAUAGUAUAAUAUAUAACAAUAUAUGUGGAACAACACAAGGGAUAUCAAAACCAAAUGUGCUUCUUCUGAAACCUUUGUCAUU